AUGACAGAAUAUAACUGGUGUAAACUCUGUGUUGGCUGCAGUCGGGUCUUCGUGGACAAAGAGGCGAUGAUGGCGGCCGCUCUGGAGAUGGCCGGACAGAUCGCGGCCCGCAGUCCCGUGGCCGUGCAGGGGACCAAAGUGAACCUGGUGUACUCCCGCGACCACAGCGUCCAGGAGGGCCUCCACUACAUGGCUGCAUGGAACAUGAGCAUGCUGCAGACCCAGGACGUGAUGAAGUCUGCGCAGGCCUCCAUGGAGAAGAAGGGCCCUGAGACCGUCGUCUUCUCCAAACUCUGA
Molecule: messenger RNA, 297 nt
Organism: Knipowitschia caucasica
Lineage: Eukaryota; Metazoa; Chordata; Actinopteri; Gobiiformes; Gobiidae
Source: the annotation of a GenBank genome assembly